AGUACAAAAUGGGCUGCAUACUUCAUUAAUAUUUUUUUCUCCAAUGCAGACCAUAAAUGGAUGGAAAUUCCCAGGAGGUCUGUCUAAUCCUGGUGAAGACAUUGGAGACACAGCAGUUCGAGAGGUUUUUGAAGAGACUGGCAUCAAGUCAGAGUUCAAGUCCAUCCUAAGCAUAAGACAGCAACACAAACACCCUGGAGCCUUUGGGAAGUCAGACAUGUACAUCAUCUGUCGCCUGCAGCCCUCCUCCUUCACCAUCAACUUCUGCCAGCAGGAAUGCUUGCGGUGUGAGUGGAUGGACCUGGACGAGCUUGCCAGGACAAAACAUGCUACUCCCAUCACGAGCAACGUAGCUAAGCUGUUACUUUAUGGAUACCGGGAAGGCUUUGAUAAAAUUGAUAUAACCAUGAGAGAGUUUCCAGCUGUUUACACAGGCCGCUUCUACAAACUAUACCACAGGGAGCUGCCUGAAUCCUACAGAAACAUUACAUGAUAGCAACAAAUUUCACAUAAUUAUAUUAAUAAUUUAAAAUUUUUAUUCAUAGUUACUUAGACCAUAUUGAAAUUAUUUGUGGACUUAUUUUUGAGAAGAAAAAAAAUCAGUAUUUAUUCUCUAAUAAGCUACAGAUAUAUAAAUUAUUUUAAAUGGCAAGUUUUCCUGUUAGCGUGCAUCAGUUAGUUUCCCUUUACUCUGUAAAGUGAAUAUAAAGUAAAUAAAAUAGCUCUAUAGAAAUCUCUAGCAAAAAAUAGAGGUGUUACUGAUCCUGAAAAUAGAUUCUCUACAUAAUUUUACCUCCACACACACUGGCACAAUAGGUUUACAGAGCAGUAUGAAGACAGGAAGAAACAUUCAUGUUUUAACCUUUCUGCAAAAGUAGCUGAUAUCAGCAAACAACAGCUUCUAUUUUUACUAGUUUGGUGAGGAGCAAGAAACUCUGCCUCUUAAAGUGUAGUGUGGCAUACGUUCAGAACCCACCCUGCAAAUCAGCUUUUAGCAGACAUUGGAAGAAAAAGGAUAGCUUUCUGUCCAGGUCCAGUUUUUGGUCCGGGUUUGUACUGUCCAGUUCUUUUCAGUGCCACAUACCAAUCAGAGUACUUCCGUGACCGGUAAGUGUUAUAGUUAUUAGAUUCCAAACGCUCAAAAAAGAAACAUUCUUCUGUUGCACAUUUCUGAAAGAGAAAAAGAAAGGGAUUAUUUGAUACUUCAUCACAACCCAGCACUUGGUCUGAUUUACAGGACUAACUUAUGAUAUUAACUUAGCAGUACAUUCAGAUUUAAGAAAUUUGUAUGAAAUGUUUCAUGCUUAAAGAAAAAUACAAUUACUGUUAAUGUAGUGUUUAAAACACCUACAAAAAUUAUUUUUAACUAUGACUCAUUAAUUGUCUCUAAUAAAGACAAAGCAGAUUCUA
This is a messenger RNA of Lagopus leucura (white-tailed ptarmigan), 1410 nucleotides long. It is a transcript of the gene NUDT6, whose product is annotated as nudix hydrolase 6. The transcript is spliced from 2 exons. NCBI's taxonomy places the organism in Eukaryota, Metazoa, Chordata, Aves, Galliformes, Phasianidae. Gene Ontology annotation, molecular function: ADP-ribose diphosphatase activity; NADH pyrophosphatase activity; NAD binding. Bases 44 to 493 code for a protein of 149 amino acids. The record is from RefSeq and is a predicted model, not a curated record.